Molecule: messenger RNA, 1248 nt
Organism: Cuscuta campestris
Lineage: Eukaryota; Viridiplantae; Streptophyta; Magnoliopsida; Solanales; Convolvulaceae
Source: the annotation of a GenBank genome assembly
AAAGAGACAGCCACAAAAAGUCGUUGCGAGUUCCUUUGGAUGCUCAAUAGUUCGGGCCUCGGGGGGUCAAAAAUUGGAUAUUGUGUUGAAGAAGGCGAGCUCCUUUUCCGGGCAUUUUGAAGAAAACCUGAAACCCUCGAAACGCCUCCCCUUUCGUCGGCUUUCACGACGAAAGCCUACUGCGGAGACGCCGCGAUGUCGGCCAUGAAUUCCAAUUUCCCAGCUCUGCAAUGCGAGGACACUCUCCGUGCGAUCCUGGAGAAGCUCCCGGUGCCUGACUUGGCCCGCGCCGCGUGCGUUUGCUGGCUCUGGAAUACGGUAGCCUCCGACCGGGAUUUGAGGAUCCGGGCAUUCAUGGCUCCCUGGAAGCUCAAGAACAUCAUCGGAAACCCUAGCUCUGGUACUUUCUGGAAAGACAAUUGCAUCUCCAAAUUCGCCAUUUCUCAUCCAAUUGCCCGCUCUGAUAGUGUUUCUAGCCUUGCUGUCAAGUACUCUGUCCAUGUUAUGGAUAUAAAACGUUUGAACAACAUGAUUAGUGACCAUGGAAUAUACUCAAGGGAGAGGUUACUCAUCCCCAUUAGCAAUCGUGACGUGCUGAUUGAUGGGACAUGCUAUGUGGAGCUGGAUUCCUAUGCAAAAAGGGAAGUGGCAGUGCUGUAUCUUGAGGGAGGCCCUAUUGGAAAGCCUAAAUGCCUGUCGAGAGAGUUCGCUGCAUCUGGACAUGGUGAAAGAAUGGUGAUUGACUCCCUGAGGAGGAGCAUGCAAGUUGAUGAUGGGACUGCUCAGUACUACUUGGCAGUGUCCAAUGGCGAUCCACGAACAGCCAUUGCACAAUUUUCAGAUGAUCUAAGGUGGGAAAGGCGGGUUGGGCUGGCUUGAUUUUGGCAUCAACUAUCUGUGUUGUUUCAGAUAUGCAACAUCAUCCUCAUUUGAAGUAAAUCUGGAAGAAUCCCAUGGAGGGCGAAUUUCUGAUUCGAUCAAAACACCAGAGCAGGAAAGUCCUUUAUGCCAUUCUUGUCUCUCCUGACCUCCCUAGGGCUGAUAUUGUACUCUCAAAUAUAAUGUAUUUCGAUUCUGUGUAUUGUUUCUUGUCUAAUGUUUGACAUGUCUGAAUUGACAUGCAGAUUGAAGCUCAUAAUAUGUAAUUAAGUAAGUUAGUUGAAUAGAAAAUGACGCAUCAAAUAUCGUUUGUCGAAUCAAGAACAGUAUACAGGAACAGAGGGAGUAUAACAAAAGGUAGAUACAAGC